AUAAAUCUGUUUUAUCACAAGGAUAUGACAUCCCGUUUUAUAUAAUAGGAGAUAAUGCAAUACAUAAAGUUCCGAUUAAACAUCAGUUCAGUCCGAGGCAUUCGUGCCAACGACUGUUUAUAGGUAUUUUCGUAAAUGGACUUUUCUGAUUUUUAAAGAUGUAUUUAGUUCACGCAUUUGUACUUCUGCUGGGAAUAUGGUUGUGUGAUGCCGGCUACGGUUUGUCUGAACAAGAUGCCCUUUCUGACGUAGAAGCCCCUGCGUACGUUCCAGCUUACGCGAAAAACAAACAAUUUGGCACAAAAACCGGAUAUGGUACAAGAACUGGUUACGGUACCAAAACUGCUUAUGGUACAAAAACGGGAUAUGGUACAAAAACUGGCUAUGGUACGAAGACUGGUUAUGGUACGAAGACUGGUUACGGUACAAAAACCGGUUACGCUGGCACAAAAACCGGAUAUUCGGGAUAUUCAGAGUCUAGAACUUGGAACUCGGAGUCUGGAUCAGCCCCUACGUACCAGGAGUUGCAGCACAAUGCCAACCAGAUAUUUGCAGGUCCGAAAUGCGAGCCCACCUGCAAGAACAACGGUAUCUGCAUCGACACCAACACCUGCCACUGCCCGGCCAACUUCCAGGGCAAGUGGUGCGAGUUCGAGAAGAAACCGUGCUUGACGUACCCACCUCUACCCAUGAAUUCUAUGAGGAAAUGCAAUGAUGAGUACUUGAACAACGGCAGCAUCGAUAUCAACUCUUGCCACUGCCCGGCCAACUUCCAGGGCAAGUGGUGCGAGUUCGAGAAGAAACCGUGCUUGACGUACCCACCUCUACCCAUGAAUUCCAUGAGGAAAUGCAAUGAUGAACUUUGUACAAUAACCUGCGCCGAAGGCCACAAAUUCAUCGACGGGACCACGGUAGCGAACAUGCGUUGUGUGGACGGCCAAUGGCGACCGACUCGAGCAGAUUUCUCGUCCAUACCGGACUGCGAGCCGGAGUGCAACCCGCCCUGCCUUAAUGGAGGCGUAUGUCUGUCAGUCAAUACUUGUCAGUGCCCGCAGGAGUACAGGGGGCCGCAGUGUCAGUACUCGACAUCUGUGUGCGAUUUCCGCAAGUUAGCGUUCAAUGGCAACUACAAAUGCAAGGGCAACGAUGAAGAGUUUUCCUGCCGCCUCAGUUGCCCGGCCGGUGCCACGGCUUCCGCCACUUUCGCUGAACAGUACACUUGUCUGUAUUCUACGGGGAUGUACUCGCCACAACCGAUCCCGCAUUGUGUAUUCACCGAAGUCGUUGUUGUCACGCCCAGCAACUACCAUUCGGGAUACAGCAGUAGCUACUACGAAACCUACUUCCACAACGGCAGCGAAAGCCAAAGCCACAGCCAAAUCGGGUACGGCUACGGUAAGCACGGUGGCUACCAGACCAGCCAUGGUUCAGAGACAGUGGAAUACGGCAAGCAGGGAGGUGGCACUAAGGGCACUAAUGUGCAUAUCGUCGUGCAGGACUUUACGCCGAAGGGCGGCACUUGCUUGACGUGGGCUGGGGUGCAUUAUAAGACGUUUGAUGGGAAGAUCUAUAGCUUCGCGUCCCCAUGCCAACACAUCCUAGUGCAAGACGCGAAGGAGCACGAAUUCACGGUGGCGGUGAAGCAGGGCACGUGUCAGAGGAAAGACUACUGUCCUCUGGAGCUGACCAUCUACUUGGAAGAGAAGCCCUACGUGUUGUCCGCUGGAGUUUCAGAAGAAGAAGGCACUGUGCUGUUUCGUAGUACGCGCCGGCUGAUCCCGAUCCCUGCCUCGCUGCCGGGCAUUCGCGUCUCCAUGCCGGGCGACUACGUCGUUGUGAAUCUGGACGCUGUCGGCGUUGUCAUCAAAUGGGACACUAAUAACGUAGUAGUAGUUGAAGGCUCUGUUCUUCUAUGGAACAACACCCAAGGUCUCUGCGGCCGACUAGACGGCAAUCCAGAGAACGACUUCACAACUAAAGAAGGCACCAUCGCUAAGACUAAAUCCGUGCUGGCUUCAUCCUGGCAGAUCAAGAAAAUUGGGGAUAUAUGCGACAGUUCGCCGUCGGAGCCGAACGCAUGCGCGAGCAAGACUCAAGAGGAGCUGAGGAAAGCGCAGCUGUUCUGCACCAACGUGUUCGUCAAGGAAAAGUUCAGGAAAUGCUCUAGCGUAAUGGACGUGACUCAGUUGCUCGAAACAUGUGUGUGGGACUACUGCGCUUGCACAUCCGGCUUAAGUCCGGAGGACUGUGCAUGCAACACGGUGUCCGUGUACGCGAAGGAGUGCCAACGACUGGGUGUCAAGGAGAUGAAAGACUGGAGAGAUGCUGAGACAUGCCCAAUGAAAUGCGCGGAAGGUAAGAUCUACAAAUCCUGCGGCCCCGACGUCCAGCCCAGCUGUCAGUUCCCCAACCCCUCCCCGCCCGACGCUAAAACCUGCGUGGAGGGCUGCUUCUGUCCCGAAGGGCUACUUCUAGAAGCUGGCAAGUGUGUGCCCAAAGAACAGUGCCCUUGUCGGCUGAGGAAUAAGAGCUUCAAGCCUGGGAAGACGGUGAAAAAGGAUUGUAAUACUUGCACAUGCCAAGCCGGCGAAUGGACCUGUACAGCUGUACCAUGCGGGGCCCGCUGCGGCGCCGUCGGCGACCCUCACUACACCACCUUUGACGGACUACGUUACGAUUUCAUGGGGCACUGCACUUAUACGCUCCUCCAGGCCGAAAAUGUUACGGUUGAAGUGGAGAAUGUGGCAUGUGCUGGCAGUAUUAGUGAGGAAAUGAACCUAACCCCUUUCACGGGCGAAGGCAAGCCGUCCUGCACGAAAGCCGUCAACCUCAAGUACCACGGACUGGACCUGCACCUCAAGCAAGGAGGCUUGGUGCUAGUCAACGGGAAGGAAGUGGCGUCGUUACCCGUGCACGUUGGAGACGUGUUGAUUAGAGCUGCUUCGUCGCUUUUCCUUAUUGUGCAACUUCCAAAUGGAAUAGAUCUGUGGUGGGAUGGCAACACUAGAGUUUUUGUCGAUGUGCCACCAACGUUCCACGAUAAAACUAAGGGUCUCUGCGGCACCUUCAACCUGAACCAAAAAGACGAUUUCCUCACACCAGAGGGCGACGUCGAGCAGACCGCUCUCGCGUUCGCCAACAAAUGGAAGACCAGGGAACUUUGUACCGAUGUAGACGUGAAGGAGCCAGAGCAUCCGUGCAAAACUAAUGUUCAGAAUAAGGAGUCAGCUGAGAAGUAUUGCAGCAAGUUGAAGAGCAAGUUAUUUGAACCCUGCCACUGGCACGUGUCAGUGGACCCGUACUACGACGAGUGCGUGUACGACAUGUGUGCGUGCGCCGGCGACGCGUCCAAGUGUCUGUGCCCCAUCCUCGGAGAUUACGCUAUGGCGUGCGCCAAGAGCGGAGUGGAGAUACAGUGGAGAUACAACGUUAAAGAAUGCGAACUGUCGUGUACCGGCGGACAAGAAUACACCGUAUGUGCUGACAGCUGCCAACGAACUUGCUCGGACGUGGCGCUGUCAGUGCGCGGGCAAUGCAAGCCAUGCUGCGUGGAGGGCUGCGCCUGCCCCGUUGGUCAGGUUGUGGACAGCAACAAUGUUUGUGUGCCAGUGGGCCUGUGUCCCUGCUUCCAUAAGGGUAUGCAGUUCGAUUCCGGAUACAAAGAAGUCAGAGCUGGACGCAGAGAGAGGGAACUUUGCACAUGCGUCGGCGCACGAUGGGAGUGCGUGCCAGCCACGCCUUACGACAUACAGAACUAUCCGCCGGCAGAAGAUCUUCGCAGCAACUGCAGUGCUGCCAGUCACAUGGAGUUCACUACUUGUGAGGUCGCCGAGCCGCUGACAUGCAAGAACAUGCACCUACCCCCAUCCACAACCACCAAAGAGUGUCGGCCAGGUUGCCAAUGCAAGAAGGGAUACGUGUUAGAUGCUAGUAGCAAUAAGUGUGUACUCGCGACGGAGUGCCCCUGCCACCACGGCGGGCGGAGCUUCCCUGACGGACAUGACAUGCAGGAGGAAUGCAACAAAUGUAAAUGCACAAACGGCAACUGGAACUGCACCGACCUGCAGUGCCCAGGCAUCUGCUCCGCGUGGGGCGACUCGCAUGUGACCACCUUCGACGGCAGAGAGUACGAGUUCGAGGGGGUGUGCACGUAUCUGCUGGCUAAGGGCAGUGCUGACGCGAGUGAUGGCUUUGAAGUGCAGAUACAGAAUGCUCCAUGUGGCACGACCGGCGCGACGUGCUCUAAAACGGUGACCCUAAAAGUCGGCAACGGGAAGAACGAGGAAAUAGUCGAGCUUACCAAGGACGCACCUCUGCCCAACUUUUCUAAACUAGAGAGAAUAAAGCUGCGUAUCGCCGGUAUCUACGUGUUCCUAGAUGUGCCGAGUUUGGGCAUGAGCCUGCAGUGGGAUCGUGGCAUGCGUGUCUACGUUAAAGUGGACUCUAUGUGGCGUAACAGAGUGAAAGGUUUGUGUGGCAACUACAACUCGGAUUCCCGCGACGAUUUCCAAAAGCCGGAAGGUGGCAUUGCCGAGUCAUCUGUGCUGAUCUUCGCUGACUCUUGGAAGCUGAAACAAACUUGCCCCAAGCCUGUGGAAGUCGAGGACCACUGCCGCCAACGUCCCGAACGCAAAGAUUGGGCCACCAGCUCCUGCGGCGCGCUCAAACGCCACCCCUUCACCCUCUGCCACACCGAGGUUCCCCCCACCCCCUUCAUCGAGCAGUGCGAGCGAGACGCCUGCGCUUGUGACUCUGGGGAUGAUUGUACCUGUUUGUGUACUGCGCUAGCGGCAUAUGCGCAUCGGUGUGCGAAUAGAGGAGUUGUUUUCAAAUGGAGGACGAAAGAUAGAUGCCCAAUACAAUGCGACGAAACUUGUGCCACCUACGACCCGUGUAUAUCGCCAUGUCCCGAGGAAACCUGCGAGAACACCUACUACUACAAGGAAAUACUGCCUAUCUGCCAACGAGACACUUGCAUUGAAGGUUGCAAACCAAAGCCUGAAGAAAAGAAGCAGUGUCCAGAGGGACAAAUUUCCUUCAACAUCACCUCAAACGAAUGCGUAUCUCGCGGUCGCUGCAAGCCCGUCUGCAUGACGCUACCGGACGGAACACAAAUUCUGGAGGGCGAGGUGUUGGAGCAGGAUGCUUGUCAUACUUGCCGCUGCUCUAAGAAAGAAAGGAUCUGCACUGGCCAGCCCUGUUCUACAGAGGCCACUCCCCCGCCAAUAGUGAUAACAACCCCUCACGACGAAGGCCUGAAAUGCGUCCCGGGCUGGACGCCCUGGAUCAACCGCGGUCCACCGGAGACAACUGCGGAUGGACAUUCAGUCGAGAAGGAACCUUUACCCAAGUUCAAUGAAAUGCAAAUCGGUCAGCCAAUGUGCGGGAAACAGAACAUGACGCGCAUCAAAUGCCGCACUACAGUGAACCACCAGACUCCCAAGGACACCGGCCUGAAUGUAGAGUGCAGUUUGGAGAAGGGUCUAGUGUGCAAUGAGAUCGGGAACACGUGCCCGGACUUCGAGAUACAAGUAUACUGCCAGUGCGAGAAGGAAGAAGAAGUUUUGCCAGGUCGCUCCCUUCCCGAACCCACAAAACCUCAAAAGGAAGAAGAAGGAGGGGAAGUUUUCCAAUGCCUGAACUCCAAUCACCCGAAUUACCCUCACCCCAGCGACUGCAAUAAAUUCUACGAGUGCACCCCAGACUUGCUGAACCCGUCGAAACCCCACGCGGUUCUCAAGUCAUGCGCUCCAGGGCUCAUGUAUAGUAAGAAGCUGAUGGUCUGUGAUUGGCCCGCCAGCGUGAUUGUGGAUAGACCCGAAUGUGGUUCAGCCACAACACACACCGCACCUACCACACCAUCCACGCCAACAACGCCGAGCGUCUGCCCUCCAGGACAGAUGUUCAAAAAGUGUGCGUACCCGUGCGACAGCCUCUGUGACCACUUCAAGAUGGCGGUCGUGAAGAAAGGACAGUGCAAGUUUGGAGAGCUAGCCACCACAACGCCAAGCCUCUGUCCUCCAGGACAGGUUUUCAAAAAGUGCGCGUAUCCGUGCGACAGCCUCUGCGACCACUUCAAGAUGGCGGUCAUGAAGAAAGGACAGUGCAAGUUUGGAGAGAAAUGCAUUGAAGGCUGCGUGGACCAGUCGGUUGCCAAUAUAAAAUGCGAGUUUUCCUCGCGCUGGCGCGACGAGAAGACGUGUGUGCCGCUCAAAGAUUGCACCUGCGAUUAUGAAGGACAAGUUAUAAAGCCGGGCGGUGUAGUAAACGAGCAAUGCAAGAAAUGCCAGUGCCUCGACAACGCCCUCCACUGCGACACCAGCGAAUGCGUCUCCGUCGCUCUGCCCCCAGGGCCCUCCCAUCUGCCCAUGAUAUUCCCGACGCCCGCCACUCAUCCUACUACAGUUACCACGACAGUGGCGCCUUUGAUUGUGAAGACCACGGUGUCACCGCCGCCUGAAUGUAGCCCAGAAAGAUACAAGAAUCUACUGUGGCAAGGAGAACCGCUGCCUGCCUCGUCAUUCAUCGCCAGUUCGGUCGACAACGAGCAUUUCUCACCGCAAUACGCCAAGCUCAACGGAAAGCCUGAAGGGGAUUCUGGAGGAAGCUGGCUUCCAGCCAACCUAGACACAGACCAAUUCAUCCAAGUGGAACUGCCUACCGCCCAACCGAUAUACGGCGUGAUCUUGCAAGGCAGCCCGAUGUAUGACCAAUACGUGACCAGUUAUGAGGUCAUGUACGGCGAUGACGGGCAUGUGUUUUCGUAUGUGGAGGGACCGAAGGGUGACCGACAGGUAUUCCGCGGCCCAGUGGACCACAUCGGCGCAGUAAAACAGAUGUUCACACCCCCGAUUGAAGCGAAGUUCGUUCGCAUCAAGCCUCUAACCUGGCACGACAAUAUUGCUGUACGCUUCGAGCUGAUUGGCUGUGGAGAUGCUACCACCACCACUACUACUACUGUUGCUACCACGCUCGAGCCCUUACAAUGCACGGAGCCUCUCGGACUAGCAGCCGACUUGCCCAUUGACAGCAUUGAAGUGAGCUCCAACAGCGAGGAUAGGAAGUAUUUCGCGCUGACGGGACAGAGGGGAUGGCGGCCGUUGUACAGCACGCCCGGGGAAUGGAUUAUGUUCGACUUCACCGCACCGCGCAACAUAACUGGUAUCAAGACAAAAGGCGGCGUCAACAGCUGGGUGACUGCCUACACGGUUAUGUACACGACCGACUUGUCCACUUUCCACCCGGUAGUGGACUCGUCCGGUGCGCCUGUGAUCUUCCCUGCCAACUUCGACAGGGAUAGUGUGGUCACCACGGAGUUCCGUCCACCCAUACACGCACGAUAUCUGAAAGUGUUGCCAGCCAAAUGGAAAAACAACAUUGAGAUGAGAAUCGAGCCUAUAGGCUGCUUUGAACCGUACCCGACACCCACGACAACACUCUCUCCCCUGCAAUGCACGGAGCCCCUCGGUUUGGCGGCUGACCUCCCCAUCGAGAGCAUCGAAGUGAGCUCCAAGAGUGAAGAUAGAAAGUACUUCGCGCUGUCAGGGCAAAGAGGAUGGAAGCCUUUGUACAGCACGCCCGGCGAAUGGAUCAUGUUCGACUUCACCGCCCCUCGCAAUAUCACCGGUAUCAAGACUGCUGGCGGCCCGAACGGUUGGGUGACGGCAUACACCGUCAUGUAUACAUCCGACCUGAACACUUUCACCCCAGUAGUGGACGAUGCCGGCGCACCUAAACUGUUCCCCGCCAACUUCGACAGAGACAGUGUGGUCACCACGGAGUUCCGUCCGCCCAUACACGCGCGGUACUUGAAGGUGUUACCGGCCAAGUGGAAGGACAACAUUGAGAUGAGAGUCGAGCCUAUAGGCUGCUUCGAACCUUAUCCGGUGCCGACAACCACGCUCGCGCCCCUUCAGUGCACGGAACCCCUCGGGCUAGCGGCUGACCUCCCCAUUGAGAGCAUCGAAGUCAGCUCCAAAAACGAGGAUAGGAAGUACUUCGCGCUUUCGGGCCAGAGAGGAUGGAGGCCUUUAUACAGCACGCCUGGAGAGUGGAUCAUGUUCGACUUCACUGCCCCGCGCAACGUAACCGGCGUCAAGACCAAAGGCGGUGUCAACGGCUGGGUGACUGCCUACAACGUCAUGUACACGUCCGACUUGUCCACCUUCAACCCAGUUGUGGACGAUACCGGCGCAACUAAACUGUUUCCCGCCAACUUCGACAGGGAUAGUGUAGUGACCACAGAAUUCCGUCCGCCCAUUCACGCGCGGUACUUGAAGGUAUUACCCGCUAAGUGGAAGGACAACAUAGAGAUGAGAGUCGAGCCUAUAGGAUGCUUUGAACCAUAUCCGGCAACAUCACCCAAGCCCACUCAAUCACCUUUCAUCCCCACCACGGAGGCCUGCGUGCUCUGCCCUGGAAUACAGCCAGCAACCUGCGACUGCCACAACGGUACUGCCAAGUAUUACGACGGCGAUGGCUGUGUGACAAGAGACCAGUGUCCGUGUGUUGAAGGUUUUAUGACGUACGCCGUUGGCUCAUCAUUCCGCGGCACCAACUGCGACGAGUGUGUUUGCAAACUUGGUGGUGUGACGGACUGCAAGCCCGUCAAGGAGUGCAAGUGUGCUUCGGACCUAGUACCAAAACUGACAUCCACCUGCGAAUGUCUCUGCGAGCCCUGUCCUGCUGGCACCAAGAUUUGCCCAACCAGCAAGUUCUGUCUGGACAUCAAGAAGUGGUGCGAUAGUCUCCAAGACUGUCCUGAUGACGAGAGGGACUGUUCCACGACUGCACCUUGGGUGGUGACAACAGUUGAGCCUCCAGUGGUGACUACCAUUGUGCCAACUGUCGCUGCUACUCUACCUACCACUACCACCGAUAGUCUGCAAGAUUGUCCUGAUGACGAGAGGGAUUGUUCCACCACUGCACCUUGGGUGGUGACAACAGUUGAGCCUCCGGUGGUGACUACCAUUGUGCCAACUGUAGCUGCUGCUCUACCUACCACUACCACCGUUAAACCUAUAGAAUGCGAAGAAGUGAAAUGCCCACCAGGCUACCUAGUCCGACUGAUCGCCUCCCACUACACCAGUUCAUCAACCUCCGAUCUACCUCCACCGCGUCCGCGCCAGUCUUACAGGCGAUAUCAAACUGGAUAUGCUAAGGGAGGAUCUAGCGGUGGAUACGCGAAGGGUGGAUAUGCGAAAGGUGGAUUUACGAAGGGUGGAUACACGAAAGGUGGAUAUGGUGGUGGUUCUUCACAAUCCCAAAGCUUUACCCUCGACAAGGCGACCCUGCCAACUGUCGCACCAAACACCACCAAAGAGUGCCAACAGUUUAGAUGCGUUCCAAAACUGCCUCCCCUCCGCCCCGGCAUCACCCGUGCUCCGCAGAUCUGCUCCACCCCUGUCUGUCCUCCAGGAUACUCGCUCAGAUUAGAGGCUGUUGCUAUAGCCAAUGAAUGUCCACAAUACGGCUGCGUGCCACCUCCCGAGCGUCCCGUAUUCUGCAACGUCACCGGACGCACGUUCAACACUUUCGACGGCUCCGAGUACAAAUACGACAUCUGCUAUCAUAUGCUGGCCCGUGAGACUACCUUCGGGGACUGGACCAUCAUCCUCCGCAAGAAAUGCCGCGUCGACGGUUGCUCCAACCACCUCCUGGUCAGCCAAGACGACCAGCUAAUCCUCGUGAAGCCUAACCUCAUGAUAGAGUACGACAACUUCGAGUACACCGUCGAGCAAACCAACGAGAUCUGCUUCCAGAAGAACAGCUUUGAUAUCAGCAAGUUGGGGAACGGUUUGGCGAUCAAGAGCAGGAAAUAUAACUUUGUCGUGCUGUAUAAUACGGAUGGGGAUGUCAAAGUUGGGGUUUACAAAUCACAUCUAAACCACGUAGACGGUCUCUGCGGCUUCUACGACGGUAUCGCCUCCAACGACCGUCGCAUGCCCAACGGUGCGCAAGCGACCAGUGUGGACGAGUUCGGACGAAGCUGGGCCAAGCCCGGACUCUCGCCGAAGGCUUGUGAGACUAAAGUCAUCCCGCCUGAGAAGCAGAAGCGAGCUUGGGACUUGUGUGACGUCAUUACCAAAGAACCCCUCUCGAAAUGCUCCAAGGUCCUCAACCUAGACUUAUGGCGCAACAUCUGCCUGGAGAAGCUCUGCAAAUGCACAGAAUUGAUGGUCGACGGCAGGCAACGUACUGAGGAGGAGUGCCGGUGUCUCCUGGUUGAGAAAAUGGUGGCGGAGUGUCUAGCUGCCGAUAAGGACUUGGAUAUUGCAGCGUGGAGGAUGAAUUUGAACUGUCAACUGAUGGUCGACGGCAGGCAACGUACUGAGGAGGAGUGCCGGUGUCUUCUGGUUGAGAAAGUGGUGGCGGAAUGUCUAGCUGCCGAACUGAUGGUCGACGGCAGGCAACGUACUGAGGAGGAGUGCCGGUGUCUUCUGAGUUCUAAGCUCUGCAAAUGCACGGAACUGAUGGUCGACGGCAGGCAACGUACUGAGGAGGAGUGCCGGUGUCUCCUGGUUGAGAAAAUGGUGGCGGAGUGUCUAGCAGCUGAUAAGGACUUGGAUAUUGCAGCGUGGAGGAUGAAUUUGAACUGUCCCGCGGACUGCCCAGCUCCUCUAGUCCACUACGACUGCUACAGCAAGACUUGUGAGCCAACAUGCUCGACGAGCGGCAACCGUCAAGCAUGCUCCACGCAGCCCGGACAAUGCUUCCCUGGUUGCUACUGCCCUGAGGGAAAACUGAGAAAGGGGGAUAAGUGUGUCACACCACAGGAAUGUUUGGACUGUAACUGCCAUGGCUUAGGCUCACCGGCCCAAUAUACCACGUUCGAGGGAGACGACAUGCCCUGCCUUGGCAACUGCACUUAUCUCGCUUCUAGAGAUAGGAACGAAACGGGACAGCAUAAGUACGAGUCUGAACCUCUUUUAGGCUCACCGGCCCAAUACACCACGUUCGAGGGAGACGACAUGCCCUUCCUCGGCAACUGCACCUAUCUCGCUUCUAGAGAUAGGAACGAAACGGGACAGCAUAAAUACGAGGUUUACGCUACUAACGGGCCUUGCGAUGGCAAAGCCAGCGCCACCUGCACCAAGUCAGUGCACGUCAUUUACGAGAAGAACGUCAUCCACGUCACCAAGGAUCCCGUCACUAAGAAGCUGGUGACCAGUUUCGGCAAGAGUGUAGUUUUCAAGUUCCCCGCGAAGAAGGACUGGGUGACCAUCAGCGUGGUCAACAAACAAGACGUUGUUGUGAAACUACACGACGCGUUUAUGGAGCUAACGGUGCUGAACGCGAAGAUGGAGUUUGGCAUCCGCGUGCCAUCACACGUGUACGCCAAUGCCACGGAGGGCCUGUGUGGUGUCUGCGCUGGCUACCAGGAAGCUUUAGUCACUAGCAAUGGUACUCUCACAGGAGAUUUUGAACUGUACGGCAAGAGUUGGCAAGCGACCCCAACUGCCCUCACUACCUUGGGUAUGUCACCACAAGACCAGUGUGACCAGCCGCCGCCGCCAGAACCCGAGUGUGUACCGCCGCCAGCUGACCAGAACGUCUGUUACAACCUGUUUGAUAAGGACAAGUUUGGACAGUGUCACGCGUUAGUGGACCCGCAGCCGUUCUUAGAAGCUUGCGAGAAGGAUAUCUGCGGAAAUGCUACAGACCUAUGUUCGACACUGGAGAACUAUGCCAGCGCUUGCCGAAGACAGGGCGUUUGCCUCGACUGGAGAGGUACACUCUGUCCUAGCACUUGCCAAGCACCGUUCGUGUACCGACCAUGCGUAGACUGUGAGCAGACCUGCGAGAACCAUGAUGAUUUGAAAAAGGACCCCAAAAAAUGCGACAAGAAACCAGUGGAGGGCUGCUUCUGUCCUGAAGGAAAGGUUCGAGUAGAGAACAGCUGUAUAGGGCCAACGAAAUGUUUCCCUUGCGAUGCCAAUAAGGAACACUACGCUGGAGACGAGUGGCAAGAAGACGCAUGCAGCAAAUGCACGUGCAGCAAGCUGGAGGGCGAGCGCGUCGCGCACGUAUCGUGCACGAAAAUGACGUGCUCCGUGCCCGUGUGCGCGCAGGGCGAGGAACUCCUCACUACACCACGACCUGGCGCUUGCUGUUCUGAGUACUUGUGCGUACAAAAACCGCAAGCAUUGUGUGAAGAGCCUAAGAAGAUGGAAUGUGGAUACGGCCAAAUACUUAAACAGAAAACUACGCCUAGCGGAUGCAAGGAGUUUGCCUGUGAAUGUAAGCCGGCCAGUGAAUGCGAGCACAUCCCAACCGACAGCGAGGUGGAAAUCAUGCCGGGCAUGCAACGCAUCAUCGACAAUUCCGGCUGUUGUCCGAGAGCACAACUGCUGUGUCGUCCGGACACGUGCCCCGCGCCCGUGUCGUGCCCGCCGCACCACACGCGUCGUGUCGUUAAUACCACGGGCGGUUGCUGUCCGGAUUAUAAAUGCGACAUAUUACUAAGAAUGCCGGGCAUGCAACGCAUCAUCGACAAUUCCGACGGUUGUCCGAAAGCACAACUGCUGUGUCGUCCGGACACGUGCCCCGCACCCGUGUCGUGCCCGCCGCACCACACGCGUCGUGUCGUUAACAUCACGGGCGGUUGCUGUCCGGUUUAUAAAUGCGAAUUGCCCGCCGAUAAAUGCCUAGUGACACUAGAAUGGGAGGCAGCUCCCAAAGGUGGCGAAAAAGCCCGAUCUACGCCACAGACCAUGCUGAAGGAUCUGGACUCUGCUUGGCUCGACGGUCCGUGCCGUUCAUGCCGCUGCGAGCCGUCCCCCCCGGGCCCCGCGCCGCGCUGCGCCGUGACGGAGUGCCCCGCGCUGGGCGCCGGCGACCAGUUCGUGCUGGAGCCGCGCCCCGUGCCCUUCGCGUGCUGCCCCGGCGCCGCGCAGGUCGCUUGUCGGGCGGGAGACACCGUGUACAGAGUGGGCGAAAACUGGACGAACCCGCACGACGUAUGCGAAUCUUAUCAAUGCGUACAAGUGGAAGAUGGGAAAUUAGAGAAAGUCACAACCGUGCAGACCUGCCCUACAGAUUGCGAACCGGGCUGGAAGUACUUCCCCGCCAAGCCCUCGAGCGGUCAAUGUUGCGGCAAGUGCAAGCCAGUAGCUUGCGUAUGUACUGGCGUGGAACGGCCUAUUGGCACGACGUGGCAGUCACCGGACCUGUGUACUAACUACACUUGUCUGUUAGCUGACGGCAACCUGCAAGUCCAAACGUCAAACGAGACCUGCCCGGAAGUCCCCGUGGCCUUGAGGAAGCAGUUCGUCCUGAAAGAGGAGAAGCCGGCGGGCAAGUGCUGCAAGACACAGGAGCCUGUUGCUUGCCGAGUGGGAAAUGACAUUUAUCAGGAGGGUCAAACAUGGCAGUCUCCAGACCCGUGCAAGAACUUCACUUGCGCACGCGACGGUACUGGCCGACUGGCGCACUCGCCCAACGUAGAGACUUGCACGACGACUUGCAAGCGAGGCUGGAAAUACGUGAAGCCAGUGCCUGGCGUCUGCUGCGGACAUUGCAGACAGGAGCAGUGCGUGGUGGAAGAUGAGUUGAAGGACGCAGGUUCAAUCUGGAAGUCCACUGACAACUGCACAACGUUCACCUGCGAGCGCAGCGGCGACGACCUGCUGAUGACGUCAUCCCGCGCCCCGUGCCCCGACGUGGCGGCGUGCGCGCCGGAAGACCUCGUUAAGGAGACCUGUUGCACGGUGUGCAAGGAAAAACCCGCUGCCCUUAAAACUUGUUACCCCGAGCAAAUACCACAAUCGGAGACAGUGGGCCUGAUCCGCGUGACACUACGACCCCAUGGCGUCUGCGUGAACGCUGCUCCCGUGCCAGGCUUCCGAGAAUGCCGUGGGUCAUGCCAAUCCGGCACACUCUACAACAACCAGACCGGCAGCCACGACUCCCGGUGCGAAUGUUGCCAGGCGACAAAAUACACCAAAGUGACGGCAUCGCUGAACUGCGAAGAUGGAACCACGCAACCUCACGUCGUCGCGUCGCCGCUGGAGUGCGGGUGCCGUGCGUGUGGGACCACCGUCUCCAAGUACCCUACUAAGACCGGGUAUGGAGUUAAGAACGGAGUAAAAACGACGCAGAAACGCGAAGAGUACGACUACGAUAUCCCAGAGAUCUACGCGAGAAUGGCGCCCGAGUCUCGCAGAUAGAUACCACGCCGAGAACAGAGAAUCACACGAGAAUUCUCAGAGAACCAGCCGAGAAAUCUAAUGAGGAAUUGGAAAAGAUAAACAAAAGCUUUUAAUAACAAUUUAUAUUUAAGAGACAGAUAUUGAUCACAUGUAUUUUUUUUGUAAAUAAAACAUAUAUUUUUAAA
Messenger RNA from Cydia splendana, 14335 nucleotides. It is a transcript of the gene Hml, whose product is annotated as hemocytin. The record is from RefSeq and is a predicted model, not a curated record. Gene Ontology annotation, cellular component: extracellular matrix; extracellular region. NCBI's taxonomy places the organism in Eukaryota, Metazoa, Arthropoda, Insecta, Lepidoptera, Tortricidae. Gene Ontology annotation, molecular function: chitin binding; protein binding. The transcript has 88 exons. Bases 159 to 14168 code for a protein of 4669 amino acids.